Drosophila elegans is the source of this 3178-nucleotide messenger RNA. RefSeq names its product poly [ADP-ribose] polymerase (gene Parp1). Gene Ontology annotation, cellular component: nucleus. Lineage: Eukaryota; Metazoa; Arthropoda; Insecta; Diptera; Drosophilidae. Gene Ontology annotation, molecular function: zinc ion binding; NAD binding; DNA binding. The record is from RefSeq and is a predicted model, not a curated record. Bases 79 to 3060 code for a protein of 993 amino acids. The transcript has 6 exons.
ACUUAGUUUAAUUAUUCGUUAACAUCGAUAGGACCGCGCUCUUGUCAAAUAUAUUGACUUAAUAAAAAGUUUUUUAUUAUGGAUAUUGAAUUACCGUACAUGGUGGAAUAUGCCAGAACUGGGAGAGCGUCUUGUAAAGGAUGUAAAUGUUCUAUUCCCAAAGAUAGCCUUCGAAUCGCUGUUAUGGUUCAAUCCGCAUUUCAUGAUGCAAAAGUACCGAAUUGGUAUCAUAAAAGUUGCUUUUUCAAACACCAACGUCCUGCCUCUGUGGGAGACAUACAGAACUUUCAAAACCUUCGGUUCGUUGACCAAAAUGAAUUAAGUGAUCUUAUUGGAAAUAUAGAGAAAAAUAUACAUGCAAAAUCGGGAACGAAGCGAUCCACGGCUUAUAACUUAGGACUUAAAGACUUUGGAAUCGAAUAUGCAAAAUCAAGUCGUUCGACGUGUCGUGGAUGCGACCAAAAAAUAAUAAAGGAUCAAGUCCGCCUACGGAAAACUGUUUUUGACACUGAAGUUGGUAUGAAGUAUGGAGGGCAGCCGCUAUGGCAUCAUUUGGAUUGCUUUGCUAAACUGCGCUCUGAACUUGGCUGGUUUGAUUCAGGAGCAGCCUUGCUUGGUUAUGCGAGUCUAACGAGUGAUGAUCAAGCGGCAGUAAAAAGCGUUCUCCCAGCAAUAAAAUCUGAAGAAUUACCUCAAGCAAAAAAAAUUAAAACGGAACUGUUAAAUAAUACCGAUGAAAUUGAAAAAAUUAAAUAUUUACAAAGUCAAAAUGACGCCAUUUUUAAGUAUCGGGACGAACUUAAAAGUACAAUGAAGAAGACCGACAUUGAAAAACUUUUACAGUUGAAUAAUCAACAGCCUUUAUCUGGUGACUCUGAAAGAUUAUUAGAUCAAGCAUCAGAUUUGCUGACUUUCGGUGCUAUUGAAUCAUGCUCUGAAUGCGGCAGCUCUCAAUUUAUUUUUGAUAAGUCUGGUUACAUUUGUAACGGAAAUAUUUCUGAGUGGAGCAAAUGCACCAAGGUGUUAGCGGAGCCGACCAGAUCAGCAUGCAAAAUACCAAAAGAUCUUAAAGCAAGAUAUAGCUUUUUAAAUGUAGUAAACAAAAUGCCAUCAACACGCCUUAUUCAAUAUCUUCCUCCAAGUGAAAGGACCUUAUCUAAAAAUCUGGAGACGAAAAAUUUAAGCGACGAAUAUGAUGGGCCGAAAAUUGUACGUAAAAAGCCUGCUUUAUACAACCUGAAGUUUUCAAUUAUAGGCUUAAAAAACCAAGAGAAUGAGUUAAAAAAGCGAAUAGAAAAUAUGGGUGGCAAAUGUGAAACCAAAAUAACGGAAAGCACAAUUGCAAUUAUAUCAACUGAAUCAGAAGUCAAAAAGGUAUCUAGUCGGAUGAAAUCUGCACAGUUGCUUGGGAUACAUAUUGUGCCCAUGGAAUAUUUAGAUUUUGUGGAAGCUGACGCAGAAGGAGCUAUUAUUUAUAUAAAUAGCAUGAGUAUCUGCAAUUGGGGAACAGAUCCAACAUUAAGAGUUUCACAAGAUACAACAAAAACCUCAAAGCUUAAAAGUAUAUAUACAAAAUCCAUGCCCAUAUCAAGAGCGUUUAAGGUAAAAGAUGGUCUGGCUGUUGAUCCUGACAGUGGGCUUGAGGACAUCGCCCAUGUUUACGUAGAGAGUAAAGACAAAUACAGUAUUGUGCUCGGUUUGACUGACAUUCAGCGAAAUAAAAAUUCAUUUUACAAGUUGCAGCUUUUGGAAUCAGAUAAAACGGCAAAGUAUUGGAUUUUUCGUUCAUGGGGCCGAAUUGGAACUAGUAUUGGAAGCUCUAAGGUUGAGGAGUUUAACACAAGUGAUUCUGCUAAAAAAAAGUUUAAAGAUAUAUAUGCUGACAAAACUGGAAAUGAAUUCGAACAACGAGACCAAUUUGUUAAAAUUACCGGUCGUAUGUACCCAAUAGAAAUGCAGUAUGAUGAUGACCCAAAGUGGUUAACUCAUAGCGGUCGGUCUGUUGAGUCUAAGUUAGAAAUUUCAUUGCAAAAUUUAAUAAGGCUCAUGUUUGAUGUAGAAUCUAUGAAUAGAACUUUGACAGAGUUUCAAAUUGACAUGAAUAAAAUGCCUUUGGGUAAGCUUAGUGUAAAUCAGAUUCAAUCCGCUUAUAGUGUUAUAACAGAAAUUUUUAAAUUAAUAGAAUCCGGAACAAGUAAUGCAAAUUUAAUUGAUGCUACUAAUAGGUUUUAUACAUUGAUUCCUCAUAACUUUGGAGUUAAAUCUCCAACAUUAAUUGAAACACAUAAACAAAUCGAAGACUUGCGACAAAUGCUUGAUUCAUUAACUGAGAUCGAGGUUGCCUACAGGCUAAUCAAAACCGAAGACGCAACUGAUAAUAUUAAUCCUUUGGAUAAACAUUACAUGCAAUUAAAAACGGAAUUAGUUCCACUAGAUAAAAGUAGUGAAGAAUUUUCAAUUCUAAACAAGUAUGUAAAAAACACUCAUGCUUCUACCCAUAGCAGCUAUGAUCUUGACGUUGUAGAUGUGUUCAAAGUUGCUCGCCAAGGGGAAGCAAGGCGUUAUAAACCAUUUAAGAAGCUACAUAAUAGAAAAUUGUUGUGGCACGGAUCUCGGCUUACCAAUUUUAUUGGUAUAUUAUCGCAUGGAUUGAAAAUUGCUCCUCCAGAAGCACCUUCAGCUGGCUAUAUGUUUGGCAAAGGCAUUUAUUUUGCAGAUAUGGUGUCGAAAUCAGCAAAUUAUUGUUGCACAAGUCAACAAAACUCAACUGGGUUAAUGCUUCUGUCCGAAGUUGCUUUGGGGGACAUGAUGGAAUGCACUGCAGCAAAAUAUAUUACAAAACUACCAAAGGACAAACACAGUUGCUUUGGUCAUGGUCGCACAAUGCCAGACCCGAAGAUGAGCUAUGUAAGAAAUGAUGGAGUCGAAAUACCGUUGGGGAAAGCAGUCACCACUGAGAAAUUUCAAUCAUCGUUAUUAUACAAUGAGUACAUAGUGUAUGAUAUUGCUCAAGUUAACUUGCAAUAUUUGUUUAGAAUGGAAUUUAAGUAUAAGUACUAAAAUAGUUUAAACUAUAUCUUCUUUCGAAACAAAAAAUGUAUCUACUUUUUAUAUUUACAAAUUUAUUGGCGCUGGUUUGUGCUUACAUGAAUUAAAGUAUUUAAAAAUUCAAUCAAAA